CGGCCCGGACCUCUCCCGCUGACGAGGCGCUGGCUUCCCUUGUUGGCCGAAAGUCCCUGGGACUUUCCCUCGCGUCGGGCUUUUAGCUGGGUGCCGAGCCUGGGGAGGGGAAGCAAGGCAAGGAGCCGCAGCGGCCCAAUCAGAAAGGCGGCGAAAGAGGCGCGCGGUUGCGUUGGUGCCGGGUUUUGUGUGGUGUGUCUCUGAUGUGUGUCAGUCUGUUCCAGCGUCGGGUUGGGUCCGGAGGAAGCGAGGAAGGCGCGUUUAGCGGCCGCGCCGGGAUGCAGGAUGACCGAAGCAGGCAGAAUUCCCCGUAAAACGACGGGUUCCACCUUCUUGCACCCCGUAAGCGACCUUUUCGGCAUCCCCCUCGAGCAGGUCAAUUUUGUUGCUUGUCAGCUUUGUGCACUCUUGGCUGCAUUUUGGUUUCGUUUGUACUUAAGGCCUAGUCAAGCCAACUCUGCCGUUCGUCAUGCAUUUGCCACAAUUUUGGGGAUAUAUUUUGCCCUCUUCUGCUUUGGUUGGUACUCCAUCCAUAUUUUUACUUUAGUGAUGAUAAGUUAUUUUAUCAUGAACAUGGCCAGUAUUUCCAACAUUCAUAGGUAUUCUUUUUUGGUAGCUAUGGGAUACCUCACACUGUGCCACAUUAGCCGAAUAUAUAUAUUCCAGUAUGGUAUUCUCACUACAGAUUUCUCAGGCCCAUUGAUGAUUGUUACACAAAAGAUCACAACUCUUGCAUUCCAGGUUCAUGAUGGAAUAGGUAGAAAAGCUGAAGAUCUAACUUCUGAACAGAAGCAGCUUGCUAUAAAGACGAGACCUUCCUUAUUGGAGUAUCUGAGCUAUCAUCUCAACUUCAUGAGUAUUAUUGCUGGCCCAUGCAGUAAUUUUAAGGAUUAUAUAGAGUUCAUUGAAGGGAGACACAUGCAGAUGAAGUUAUUAAAGGUCAGCUGGAAACAGAGGAAUUGCGAUAGAUUUCCUGAUCCUUCUCCAAUGGGAGCCAUCCUGCAGAAACUUGGUAUCACACUUCUAUCUCUGGUGGUGUUCUUGACGCUUACCAAGACCUUCCCAGCAACUUACAUUGUUGACGAUCAAUUUAUAAAUCGAUCUUCCUUCUUGACGAGACUUGGUUUUCUAUACGUUGUCAUGCAAGCCUCAAAACCAAAAUACUAUUUUGCUUGGACACUUGCUGAUGCAAUUAAUAAUGCAGCCGGUUUUGGAUUCAGUGGUGUGGAUGAGAAAGGCAAUUAUCGCUGGGAUCUACUGUCUAAUUUGAAUAUCAGGAAUAUUGAGAUGGCAACCAGUUUUAAAAUGUAUGUUGAAAACUGGAAUAUUCAAACAACGGCCUGGCUUAAACGUGUAUGUUAUGAUCGGACUUCUUGGUAUCCUACAGCCUCAACAUUUCUUCUCUCAGCUCUGUGGCAUGGUGUUUAUCCCGGAUAUUAUUUUACAUUUACCACUGGCAUCUUUGUGACACUGGCAGCCAGAAGAGUUAGGAACAAUUGUCGACACGUCUUCAUCUCAUCCAAGCUGCUCAAGGUGGGUUAUGACCUGGUCACCUGGUUGGCAACUCAGCUGUCGGUUUGCUACACUGUGGCACCAUUUGUUCUUCUUGCUGUUGAGCCGACAAUUAAAUUAUACAAAUCACUGUAUUUCCAUAUGCACAUUUUAUGUAUAUUGGUAUUAUUGGUGCUACCAAAGAAAUCUCAAAAACUCAGUGGAGGGAACCAGGCCAUUGAAAUGGAGGCACACAACUGUAAUAAAAGCAAGAAACAAAAGUGAGACUCGACAAAAAAAAUCUUCCUCUUCAAAAUCAUCGAACAAAAGUUACAAAGAAGACAUACUGUUGCUUCAUUUAAAACACUUUUUAAAGGACUUAACAGAACUGGACUUUUUAUCCAAAUACAACUCUUGGUCAUGUUUACAUACUUCAAGGAUAAGAUUUAUAAAUUUUUACAAAUGAAAGAAGCUAUUUUAAAGAAGGGUUCUACUGCGUUUAAAUAUUUAUUCUUGUGUUUCAUUUGUUGAAAAUAUAUAUUAACUAUUGUUCAGACAUGUUGGUUCACCUAACUUCUAAGGUUUUCCUUUUCCGGUUAACGUUUCAAAUUGGUUAAGAUAAUAAAUGCUGGCAGUGUUGUUCCCAAGGAAUAGACUGUAAAAUUUCAUAAACAGUUUCUCAUAACAUAUCAAAAGGUCUUGGGGUUUAUGAUUUUUCCCCUCAUCUUCGGCUAAAAGGAAUAUUUGCAUCUUAAAUAAAAUAUUUGGGAUUUAUUCACCUAGAACAAUUGAAAAGCAUGUGCUGUUUGGUUGGAAAAUAAUGAUAAAGAACUGAAAUAUUGUGAUUCUAGUUAUCCUUAUAGAUAUAAAACUAGAUAUCUGAACUAUGUAUGGAUUUGUCUUCAUUCUAGGCUGAACAAUGAAGGAUACCAAUCAUGGAAUCAUCAUUCCAUUACAGCAUUUGUUACGUGGAAGCAAAAUUUUCUUGGAAAUAUCUCAGGGACAAUUUAUAUUAAUGAUUUCACUUGAACUGUACAGUUUAUGCAUCUUUAAAAUUGUCUGAUUUUAAAAAUGUUUUUUAAACCAUAGAAUUUAGGAAGCUAUUUUUGCAUUUUUCUAAAAGAAAUAAAUGCUAUGAGGAAGCACAAUAAAUUAAUAAGAAUUAAGCAACUUGGUUUCUGAAUAACUUUCAGCUUGUCUCGGUGUUUGUUGUUUGUUUGUUGAAGAGUUGCAUUGUUGGAAAAAAAACUUUAAGUAAUUAAGUGGAAACCAACAAAGCCAUGUAUUCAUAUCAAAGAGUAAAAACAAAUAAGUUCAAAUAUCUUUUUAUAAAAUCAGCAGCUUUUU
Molecule: messenger RNA, 2838 nt
Organism: Notechis scutatus (mainland tiger snake)
Lineage: Eukaryota; Metazoa; Chordata; Lepidosauria; Squamata; Elapidae
Gene: MBOAT1
Product: membrane bound glycerophospholipid O-acyltransferase 1
Biological process (GO): lipid modification
Cellular component (GO): membrane
Molecular function (GO): acyltransferase activity
Source: RefSeq, a predicted model, not a curated record